Messenger RNA from Anopheles arabiensis, 728 nucleotides. RefSeq names its product ATP-dependent RNA helicase glh-2-like. The transcript is spliced from 2 exons. Lineage: Eukaryota; Metazoa; Arthropoda; Insecta; Diptera; Culicidae. Gene Ontology annotation, molecular function: nucleic acid binding; zinc ion binding. The coding region runs from base 43 to 387 and encodes 114 amino acids. The record is from RefSeq and is a predicted model, not a curated record.
GACGGCUUGGGAAGCCCGUCAAUUACGUCGAGUCUGCAUUUCAUGCCUCUUACGAUGAACGACUUCCGGAAGAAAUUGAAACUUUUCGAAUCUUGCCGUCAUCUUUGCACCACCCAGCCCCCUUCCGCUGAUGCCCGGGCCACAACGAACAGCUGUAUGGAACGGCCCCGCCCAUCGCAGGAACCCAUCCGCUGCUUCAACUGCUCCCGAUUCGGACACCUUCAGAACGCGUGCCCGCGACCUAAGCGCCCACCCGGCGGAUGUUUUCGUUGUUUCCAGACUGGACACGUCUACCGUAACUGCCCUGAACGUCGGGCCAACGCCACUGUCGAGGGCAAUACUAGUUCGGACGAAGCUCUCGCCACAAAUCAAGAGGAAGUCCUGUGAGCUUCAUUAGCGACACGAUAGUACCAGUUAAGAUGCUAGGACCUCUUUCCGCUACCGAAUACUGCACUAUGAUUAAGGGACCACUUUACUCUCGAGGAAAAAUCGAUUGUACUAUCCGAUUUAAGAAUCAUUCCGUUCGACACUCUUUUAUUAUAUUACCUGGAAUUGCGUGGCCAGUCAUUAUCGGUCGCGAUUUACUGAACUCACUUAAUAUUUUUCUUACGUAUUCAUCUCUUACAACUUCAUGUAUUACUAAACCUCUAUCGACGGAACUUAAAGAAGUAGAUACGAUUCUUCCAGAAAAAUUAGACGAUGCUAUUAGGAGUAUUUGUGCGCUCGAU